AAGGGCCUUGAUUGCAUGAAUGAGCAGCAAGUGGCCAUAGAGAGGAUGGCAGGCGAAGACACAUCCUCCUCAUGUUCCACACCUUCAGAGGCCCAUGAAGCCACUGAACAGUUGGGAUGUGUCACUGUUGAACGCCAUGUUCCACGGGUCAAUUGUCCAGAACAUAUUAUUCUUGUCAUAGAUGUGUGCAAAGAAGAGGGGAAUACACCGUACAAGCUUGCAGAUGGUACAAAAUAUUCACCAAUGUAUAUGAUGAAACGUGCUCUUACUCUCUUCUUGCAAAAUAAGCAUGCCAUUGAUUCAAGGCACAAGUUUGCUCUAGUGCUGCUUCAUGAGUCACCAGUAUGGCUCCAUGACUUCACAAGUAACCCAAAAGACAUAAUUGCUGAGCUGGACGAGUUGGAAGAAGCCAUUACUUCCGGAUCCCACUUUGACCUGAGCCAUCUCUUUAGCCUCAUUGCAAAUCAGGUGUCAGUACCUCAUUGCUCUAACCCAGCUGUGGCUCCUCCACCCUAUGUCAUCAGAACAAUUAUGCUCUAUGGAAGGUCACAGUGUUUACCGCAGUUCCUUUCGGGUAAAACAAGCUUUACCAACCUGAAUCAGAGCCCACAUUACUUCCUUGAUAUUUUGUAUAUGCAUGAGACACCAAGUGAUGACAACAAGUGUGAGGGGAUCUUCGACCUAUUGUGUGGACUAGAUGAGAGCGGUUGGAGCUACGUUUUGGAGGUAUCUCGUAAUGCCACCAAGCUGCACAAUCACUGUGGCUCCCUCCUUGCUCACCCUCUGCAACGACCAACACAGAAGGAUGUGCAUUAUACACUUGUGGCAUCAGAGUAGUAUGUUAGGGUUUUCUAGUCAUUUGUCGUGUGUUAGUGCAUUUAUGGUAUGAUUAUUUGUUUACAUGUUUUUUUGAUGUAUUCAUUGAUUAAUUAAUCUUUAAAAAGUGAUUUACAGUAUGUACACUUUUUUUUUUUUUAUGAUAGAAACAGAGACAGGAAAGUAGAAAAAGACUGAUGAAGAUGGAUUAGCAGAUAUGGACAAGCAGAAACAAGGAAAUGAUUAUUCUGUUUUACAAAUAACUGUCAUAUUUUGUAAGCUACCUACUAGUAAUAAAAGUUGCCAUGAAAAUGUACCAAUAUGUAUGAAAUAUGUAUUCAAUUUGCACUUUUUGAUAAGUAAAAGACAAAAUAUCA
This is a messenger RNA of Penaeus monodon (black tiger shrimp), 1193 nucleotides long. RefSeq names its product BRISC and BRCA1-A complex member 1-like. The record is from RefSeq and is a predicted model, not a curated record. Gene Ontology annotation, biological process: double-strand break repair; positive regulation of DNA repair; protein K63-linked deubiquitination. Lineage: Eukaryota; Metazoa; Arthropoda; Malacostraca; Decapoda; Penaeidae. Gene Ontology annotation, cellular component: BRCA1-A complex; BRISC complex; nuclear body.